AUCAUUCUCUGUCCAUCUGCCCUCAUUGACACUUGGCUGACUGAGCUGACAGUGAGGUUAGGUGAUGUGUUCACUAUCCUUCUCUUCUACAGGCUCUCAGCCUAUACUUUGAAUUACACACAUAAGUCCCUUACCAUCGAUACACUUGCAGACCUGGAGGAAUAA
Messenger RNA from Aspergillus novofumigatus IBT 16806, 165 nucleotides. RefSeq lists its product as uncharacterized. The transcript has a single exon. The record is from RefSeq and is a predicted model, not a curated record. The annotation marks the transcript as partial. NCBI's taxonomy places the organism in Eukaryota, Fungi, Ascomycota, Eurotiomycetes, Eurotiales, Aspergillaceae.